Molecule: messenger RNA, 3138 nt
Organism: Lycium barbarum (goji berry)
Lineage: Eukaryota; Viridiplantae; Streptophyta; Magnoliopsida; Solanales; Solanaceae
Product: protein LAX PANICLE 2-like
Exons: 4
Coding region: 441-1580 (379 amino acids)
Biological process (GO): multicellular organism development
Source: RefSeq, a predicted model, not a curated record
AGAAAAGAAAAAAAGAAGCAACAUCAUCCCUCACAAGCUUCCAAACAAAGAGAAUUAAUGGAAAGUGAGAUUUGCAGGUAUUAUUCUGGUUGUCCAUUGAUUUUUUGUCGAGGAUAAAAAGAGCACGUAUAGUACUACGUUGGAAUUAUAGACUUUUUAUCUUCUGGCCUUGGGGGCUAGCUAGUCAAUGGGUAUCUCUAUCUUUAUCUCUCUUGAUUCCAUCUCCAUAAUACCAAAAAAACAUGCCCAAAACUGCUAAAGCAGAUCUCUUCUCCCUUGCAGACUUUAAGAAAAAAGAAAAGAAGAAGAUUAAUACUCCUGUAUUCCAUGGCUUACAUUAAAGAGUCUACUUUCAACAACAUCAACUACUUCUUCUCUCUUCUUUCUAAUACUAAUCCAGAUAAUCAGUUUGCUAGCAAUUGGUUUUGGGGAAUUUCAAUAUGACUAUGGUUAAUCCUUCUCAGAACCUCUCUAAACAGCUUUUUCAUAGUUAUGGUUUUGGUAGUUACCAAAAUUUUGUUCAUAUGAGCCGACUAGAAGAAGAAGAAGGAGGGUAUGAGUGUAAUUAUCAUCAUCAACUCCAAGAAGAAGUUUGUUUAGGAUCUGAUCUUGCACUUGUUAAACCUCCAGAUUGUUCAAUGGCUGAAGAUGAAUCAAGAACAGAAAGUAUUAACGAAGAAGCCCACUCAGCCAGCUCCAAGUAUAAUAAUAAUAAUAACAACGUUCAAGAACCAGAAAAGGAAGAAGAAGGGUGGCUUCAACUAAGUAUUGGUGGUGGCAGUAGCAGCCAUCAUGAGAAGAAACCGCCAGGCGGCAGAUUAGGAUUGGUAGAACUUGAUCUAUUACCACCCGGACCUGCAGGUGGUACUAGCAGUACUAGUAGUUAUGAACAAGGAAAUAAAACCUUAUUAGCCGACGCCGCCCCACAUAUAUUAUUUCCUCAUCAAUAUCAGGUACCUGAAUUUCAAACGGCUCCGCCUCCUCCUCCGCCACCGUAUACAACUAGUACAUCUUUAUUCUUGCAACAACAACAAUAUCCUGGAAUUACUGGAACUAGUUGUGGAAUGUUCCCACAAGAGAUUAACUGGGGGUUUAGGCCUAUGUCUGCUUCUUCUUCUUAUAAUCAGCCUAUAGCAGGAGGCUCACAGUUUAGUGCUCGACCAUUUCCAGUUCUUCGUGCGGGAAUAGGAGUAUCGGGACCCAGUAUUGAUUUCAGGGUCAUUGAUCCUCCUAGGAGACCACAUUCUGGGAUAUGGUUUUCCCUACAAGCAUCCUUAAACCUAGAGAAACAGCCAUGUUUACAUCAGAUAUCCAAGAGCUACCUCAGAAUCAAAGAUGGGAGAAUGACAAUACGAUUAGUCUUGAAAUAUUUGGUGAAUAAGCUCCAACUGGAAAACGAAUCAGAGAUAGAGAUAACAUGUAGAGGGCAACAGCUACAUUCUUUCUUGACGUUGCAGCAUGUAAGAGAUCAUAUAUGGAGUACUACUGGGGACACUCUCACUUUGCUUCCUCCACAAUCCUCAACCACUACAGCUUCUAAUCAUAUCAUGGUAUUACAUUAUGGUAGAAGUGCUGCUUAAAGUAACUACAAUCAUUCCACUUCAUUUUGAUCACUGUAUUAACCUUAACUUAUUACCCACCCUUCUGUUUAUUUCCUUUUCCUCCUUUCACUUUUGCUAGUGCUUAUUUAUCCUUGCCUUUCUUUUUCACCAACCGAUUUGAUUUUCCUACUUUUUUUUCUUUAAGGGGUCGGGCUUCUUCUCUAUUUUGAUGAAGAAAACAUAGUUUGGAAACAGUUUAUCCCGAAACGCUGUUUACAAAGUUUUGGAGCUUACAGAGCUUACUGCUUAACCUGAAUUGUAAUAUUUAACUGAAACAGAAUGCUGAGCUACGUUUUUUUUUUUUUUUUUUUACUUUAUUUACAAAUUCUAAUUGGUCUUUCGUAUAUUUGCCUUGUACGGUCUUCCCACCCAGGAUUUAAUCUUGUUUUAUGUUGUUGAUAGAGUUCCCAGAUCAGAAUUGUCGCAAGUUUAGCGUUUGACCAUAGAUGAAUUUAUAUGCCCUGUGCCCAUCUAUCACCCAUGAGUUCAAAUCAACUCCGUCGGUGAAAGAUGAAAGCAUUUUCUCCUAGACGAAACAGAUCGGAUGCUAAGAUGAACUAUCCACCAUGUUAGUGACUAAACCAUUUAACUGUUUCAUCAAAGAAAAACCUUCACUCGACUAUCAGAGACUUCAAAGCAGAUCCCCUCCCCAGCACAGCAGUCACCUGAGGAGGGGGGGGGGGGGGGGGUUGACUUUUCUGGUACAGCCUCUGCAGAAUUGGGCAAAACGCACACACACACACACAGAUACUUAAAGAGAAAGAAGUUAUAACCAAGUCCAAAUAAUAAGAUCAAGAAAGCUGCAGCUAUUGAGAGCUCGAAUGAACAACAGAUGCUAAGAGCUCCCAGAAAUAUGAAACAGGAAAACGUAUCCAAAAAAAAAAAAAGAAAUACGAGACAAAACACAAGUGCAAGUUCUCCAGCCCAAAUAAGCAGUCAAAUCCAAUACUAGUAUAUAAGCAAAAUUAUACGUGCUAAAAGCAAUAUGAAAACGGUUGCAUCUUCUUGCAAAAUGCGGGUCACGGAUAUCCUAGGAUUUCUUCGUUUUAAAAGGACUAACUAAAGAUGAGGAAGAGCAACAUUGAUGGGAGGCACUCAAGCUUGACUAUAUGAUUGGUAGGAAAGAUUUAGACCCUUUUCUUUUUUUAAACUGGUACUUAAAAGAUUGAGACUUUAGCAUACACAUAUGUUAGCCAAUUGAGAGAAGUUCUACAAAAAAGCCAAUCUAGCAUUCAGCAGUCUAUAUAACACCAAAAAGGAAGAGGUACAGAGAUACAAUCAUAAUCCUGUAACAACCAAACCACUGAAAUGAAACUUGUAAUAUAUUGCUUAGCACUAUUAUGUCUUCUGAUUAUGUAAAUCAGGGCAUGCCAACUGGAACUAAGAAAGCCUGCACAACCAAUCAAUCUCGAACUACAGUAGUUAAUUAGAAUAUGUAAGGCCACCAAAACACUGAUGGUCAUAAGAAGAAAGUCACCUAAGUAAAAGGGAACUCCCAUUAAAGAGACCUAUCAUAAAUCCUUGCAAGUCUUUGUUA